Messenger RNA from Purpureocillium lilacinum, 2994 nucleotides. Its product is annotated as bck1-like resistance to osmotic shock. Gene Ontology annotation, molecular function: protein binding. The record is from RefSeq and is a predicted model, not a curated record. NCBI's taxonomy places the organism in Eukaryota, Fungi, Ascomycota, Sordariomycetes, Hypocreales, Ophiocordycipitaceae. Gene Ontology annotation, cellular component: endosome. Gene Ontology annotation, biological process: protein transport to vacuole involved in ubiquitin-dependent protein catabolic process via the multivesicular body sorting pathway.
AUGACGCAGUCUCCCAUGAUCUCGGCGCCCCUCAAGGCCACCAACGAGAUCGACUGGGUCGCCCCCUUGAAGGGCUACAUCCGUGACACCUACGGCGAUGACCCCGAGCGCUACGCCGAGGAGUGCGCGACGCUCAACCGCCUGCGCCAGGACAUGCGCGGCGCCGGCAAGGAGAGCACUUCGGGCCGUGACAUGCUCUACCGCUACUACGGCCAGCUCGAGCUGCUGGACCUGCGGUUCCCCAUAGACGAGCAGCAUAUCAAGAUAUCCUUCACUUGGUUCGAUGCCUUUACCCACAAGCCCACGACGCAAUACUCGCUGGCCUUCGAAAAGGCAUCCGUCAUAUUCAACAUCUCUGCCAUCCUCUCCGGCCAUGGCGCAUUCCAGAACCGCGCUGACGAGUCCGCUCUCAAGACGGCCUACCACUCCUUCCAGGCCUCGGCCGGCAUGUUCACUUACAUCAACGAAAACUUCCUUCACGCGCCGUCGUUCGAUCUCAGCCGUGAGACCGUCAAGACGCUCAUCCAGAUCAUGCUUGCGCAGGCGCAGGAGAUAUUCCUCGAGAAGCAGGUGGCGGAUCAAAAGAAGAUUGGGCUCCUAGCCAAGCUGGCGGCGCAGACUGGCCACCUUUAUAGCCAGUCUAUCGAGGGCGUUCAGGACAACGUCAACCGUGCCAUCUUUGAGAAGGUCUGGUUGACGCUUGUACAGAUCAAAGCACAUCUCUUCAACUCCACGGCGCAAUACUACCAAGCCCUGGCCGACGAUGAAGCGGGCGAGCACGGAAUUGCUGUGGGCCGUCUCCAAGUAGCCGAGACGCUCGCCAAAGAGGCCGACCGAAUGGCGAGAAACUUUCCCGCCUCGGUGCCCUCGAGUUCGAAUCUCGGCGCCGAGACGAGCGGCUUGCUGCAGGAGCUCACGAAACGACAGUAUUCAACUGUUCAGGAGAAGGUGCGAGAAGCCGUCAAAGACAACGACUUUGUCUACCACCAGACUGUUCCCGUCGAGGCCAGCUUGCCUGCCAUUUCCAAGCUUCCCGCCGCCAAGCCGAUACCGGUCAGUGAGCUCUACGCCGGACAGGACAUCUCGCGCAUUACUGGUCCGGAUUUGUUUGGCAAAAUCGUGCCCAUGGCCGUGACCGAGUCUGCCAGUCUGUACGAUGAGGAAAAGGCCAAGCUGGUGCGGGCCGAGACGGAAAAGGUGGACACAGCCAAUGGCGAGAUGGCUGCUAGCCUGGACUAUCUGCGGUUACCUGGCGCACUUCAAGUCCUAAAGGGCGGAUUCGACCAGGACAUCCUGCCAGACGAAGACUUUCGGCAAUGGUGUGUCGACGUGGCGGACCACGAGAACCCCGCCUCGAUCUUCGAGUUCCUGCGAACGGAGCGGGAGUCGAUCCUGUCGACACUGGACAAGAAGACGAAGCAGCUGGACAUGGAAGAGAGCGUCUGCGAGAAGAUGCGUUCCAAAUACGAGAAUGAGUGGAGUCAGCAGCCCAGCGCCCGCCUGACGACGACAUUGAGAGGCGAUAUUCGCAACUACGGCGAUGCGCUCGAGGAGGCACUGAGAAGCGACAACCAGCUCGCAGCCAAACUUCGCCAGAACGGUGCCGAGUUUGAUGAGAUGCGACGGGCGGCCGAAGACGGUGAAGUCGACAGACUUUUCCAGCAAGCCGUGGCUGUGGCCAGAGGACGGGGCAGUAACGCGACGAGUCCGGCGGCGAUUGAGCCGAAUCUCCUGGACACUGACUUCGGCGAGAGUGGCCCCAGCGUCGUGGACCAGAUCACCCGGGUCGAGGAGAUUCUCAAGAAGCUGAACCUUGUCAAGCGAGAACGCAAUCAAGUGUUGAAAGAUCUCAAGGAGAAGGUUCAUAACGACGACAUCUCACAAGUUUUGAUUCUAAACAAAAAGUCGAUAUCAAAUUAUGAAGCGCAGCUAUUCGAGCAGGAGCUGGAGAAGUUUCGGCCGCAUCAGAACCGACUGCUGCAGGCGAACCACAAGCAGUCGGCACUGAUGAAGGAGCUCACGGCGACUUUCAACACCCUAUUGCAGGACAAGCGGGUGCGCGCCGAACAGAGCAAGUAUGAGACGAUUCAGCGCCAGCGGUCGUCGGUCAUCAACAAGUACAAGCGGGCGUACCAGGAGUUCCUGGACCUGGAGGCUGGGCUGCAAAGCGCCAAGAACUGGUACUCGGAGAUGAGGGAGACGGUGGAGAGCCUGGACAAGAAUGUCGAGUCGUUUGUCAACAACCGGAGAGCCGAGGGCGCUCAGUUACUCAACCAAAUCGAGCAAGAGCGGUCGGCGGGCAAGAGCAGUCAGGCAGAGUUGGAGCGUGAGAGGUUGCGCGGGCUGAUGGAGCGCAUGUCCAUGGACCCAGCAAAGUCACCCCCGGCCACCACGACGUCGAGCCGACCUGCCCCGGCGCCGCUGUUCCAGCCCGGGCAGGGGCCGCGGUACCCGCAGACCAACUUCCAGGGUCAAUACCAGGUGCCGACGUCGCCGCCGCCGAAUCAAGUGCACAUGAUGCAGCAACAGCAGCAGCACCAACCGCAACAUCAACAGCAGCCGAGCUACCCAGGUUAUUCGAGCCCGCCGCCGGCCAGCACGUUCUCGCAGCCAGCAUACAACCCGAGCCAGUACGGACGAAACCCGGGCCCGACAUCGCCGCCGCCGCACCAGACGUCGUUUGGCAUGGGGGCCAUGAGAGGCCCAGCUUCGCCGCCGCCGAACCAGACGACGUUUGGACAAGGCCAGCACCAAAUGUACCAGGGGUACGGCGGCCAGCAAGCGGCACAGCAGCAGGCGCCGGCGGGUUACGUGCCCCCCGGGUUCGUGCCGCCGCCUCCACCACCGGGUCCGCCGCCGCUGGGACCGCAGCAGACGAUCCACUACGGCAACCAGGAGUACGAGUAUGCGCCGAGCGGCGGCCAGGCGAGACCUGCACAAACACAGGCGCAACAGGCUCACGACCCGUGGGCGGGACUGAGCGCGUGGAAGUGA